CAAAUCAAGAUGGCGGCAUUUCCAGAAAAGAGUGUCGGGGCAUGAGGAAUAAUAAUAAAAACAUUAUUUCAUACUGGGCUUUUUUUCCUUCAGACGCCCGAUUCUGCAGUUGUUAGUACAUGAAAGAUGGCAGAGGAGCGAAAGCAGAAGCAGUGUGUGACGGUGCUGCCCACCGAGUCCAUGAAGGCCAUGGCUGAGUCGGUGGGGGUGUCACAGCUGCAGGAGGAGUCCUGCCUGGCCCUGAGCGAGGAGGUCAGCUACCGCAUCAAGGAGAUUGCUCAGGAUGCGCUGAAAUUCAUGCAUCAUGGGAAGAGGCGCAAACUGACAACAAGCGACAUCGACUAUGCCCUGAAGCUGAAGAAUGUGGAGCCGCUGUAUGGGUUCCAGUCCCAGGAGUUUAUCCCCUUCCGUUUUGCCAGUGGAGGCGGCAGAGAGCUGCACUUCUAUGAGGAGAAGGAGGUGGACCUGAGUGACAUCAUCAACACGCCCCUUCCCCGGGUGCCACUGGAUGUGUCGAUGAAAGCUCAUUGGCUGAGCAUUGAAGGUGUCCAGCCAGCCAUCCCAGAGAACCCGCCACCAGCACCAAAAGAGCAGCAAAAGGCUGAGUCUACAGAACCUCUCAAGGCCGUGAAGCCCGGACAGGAAGAGGAGGGGCAGAUUCAGGGCAAAGGUCAAGGAGCGACAACUGCAGAGGCUAAAGGAAAGGAAAAGUGUGUGUUGCGAUUGAAGCCACGCAGUACCCAUGAGCUGUCCGUGGAGCAGCAGCUCUACUACAAGGAGAUCACCGAGGCCUGUGUGGGCUCCUGUGAGGCUAAGAGAGCUGAGGCCCUGCAGAGCAUCGCCACUGACCCUGGGCUGUACCAGAUGCUGCCACGGUUCAGCACUUUCAUCUCGGAAGGGGUGCGUGUUAAUGUGGUCCAGAAUAACCUGGCGCUGCUCAUCUACCUGAUGAGGAUGGUGAAGGCACUGAUGGACAACCCCACUCUCUACCUGGAGAAAUACCUCCAUGAGUUGAUCCCGGCGGUGGUGACGUGUAUUGUCAGUAAGCAGUUGUGCUUGCGGCCAGACGUGGACAAUCACUGGGCGCUGCGAGACUUCGCCGCCAGGCUCAUGGCCCAGAGCUGCAAGACCUUCAGCACCACCACCAACAACAUCCAGUCCAGGAUCACAAAGACGUUCACCAAGAGUUUGCUGGAUGACAAGACGCAGUGGACCACGCGCUACGGCUGCAUCGCAGGGCUGGCUGAGCUGGGCCCUGAUGUGAUCAAGACUCUGAUCAUUCAGAGACUGCAAGUGGAGGGGGCCCGCAUCAAGGCCGUGAUGGAGGGGCCCGUCGUCAGCAACAUCGACAAAAUCGGGGCAGAGCACGUGCAGAGCCUGCUGCUGAAACACUGCGCAAGUGUGAUUGCGAAGACACGGCCACUUCCCGAUAACCCAGACCAGUAUCGCACUGACUAUGGCUACCUCGGGUCGCUGCUGUGCUCCCAUGUGGUGAAGGCCAGGGCGCAGGCCGCCAUGCAGGCCCAGCAGGUCAACCGCACCACACUGACCAUCACACAGCCUCGGCCCACUCUCACCUUGUCUCAGAGCGGCUCCGGCGGGGGCGUCUCUCGCUCCCCCAGUAUAAUCAAGGUGCCCAGCUCCCUCACGCUGCCAGUCCAGACGCUGGUGUCAGCUCGCCCCUCCACGCCAACGCAGCCUUCCCCUCCUCCCAAGUUCAUCGUAAUGUCAUCUAGCGCUGGCUCUGCGCAACAGGUGAUCACUCUCAGCUCGUCCCAGUCUGGCAGCAGCUCCUCUCCCAUCACCAGCACGGUUCCCAGUUCCUCGUCAGGCCUGCAGCCACUGGUCAAACUGGAGACUAGUGGGGGCGCCGGGGGGACAGGAGUAGGGGGUGUGUCCGGUACUGGGGCUGGGGCAGGCUCCCGCACAGUGCAGAAAUACAUUGUGGUCUCUCUUCCUUCCUCCUCUUCCUCGGAGGUCAAAGGUCUGAACGCCAGCCUGAGUUCCCCCUCCCCCUCACCCACUCCCACAGCCUCCCUCACCUCUUCCUCUGGCGCCCUGCCCUCCCUGGAGCCCACUGUCAAGCUGGAGAGAGCAGACUCCCCGGGGGCCAGUACGCACUCCCCCCACUGAAUGGACUCUUCUAGAGCCAGAAGGUGCCACUCCCCCCACUGAGAGAAUGGACUCUUCCAGAGCCAGAGUUUGCCACUCCCGCCACUGAGAGAAUGGACUCUUCCAGAGCCAGAGUUUGCCACUCCCCCCACUGAGAGAAUGGACUCUUCCAGAGCUAGAGUUUGCCACUCCAAGGAGAGAAUGGACUUUUCCAGAGCCAGAGUUUGCCGCUCCCCUCACUGAGAGCAUGGACUUCUCUAGGGUGUCUGCCUCUUCUUGAGAGAGGAUCAGGGGUGUAAGUGCUUUACAUGAAAGUGCAUGGAGGACAGAAAAGAAUUGGGAGUGGGGGUGACAUGGGAGAGAUGGCUUGCGUGUAUGGGCGGAUGGGACAGAGAAGGCGGAUAUGUACGUUCACUUUCCAUAUAAAUGGGGGGUGGGUGGGUAAUCAUGGUUGGGUUGCAGGUAAUCAUGAGCAGCUCACAUUGAGAAGCAGGUGGCACUGCCCUCCUCUUCCCACAGUAACAAAACCACAUGAAGAAGUUGCAAAGUGUUAGGUGCCUUUCCCGGUGCUAAUCAUAAAGUCCUUGCAGGCAAGAGAGGUGUUUUUGUAUGACUUUGUAACAUCAGGGUUAGAAGAAAAUGUAGCAAACACUGUAUGAAUACAGUCUGUUGAAAGACCAAGAGGGGAGAGAAAAUUAUAUCUAACUCAAAGAUUACAGAACCCCUUUACUGUCACCCUGGGCAUUCAUUUCCUUCAAAUUGUCACUGAAGUCAACAUGUUUUUUUAAUAUUGUGUAAUAAAGUUGGACUGUUUUUAUUUACUAGAA
Molecule: messenger RNA, 2939 nt
Organism: Lepisosteus oculatus (spotted gar)
Lineage: Eukaryota; Metazoa; Chordata; Actinopteri; Semionotiformes; Lepisosteidae
Gene: taf6
Product: TAF6 RNA polymerase II, TATA box binding protein (TBP)-associated factor
Biological process (GO): transcription initiation at RNA polymerase II promoter; RNA polymerase II preinitiation complex assembly
Cellular component (GO): SLIK (SAGA-like) complex; SAGA complex; transcription factor TFIID complex
Molecular function (GO): RNA polymerase II general transcription initiation factor activity; protein heterodimerization activity; transcription coactivator activity
Source: RefSeq, a predicted model, not a curated record